AUGGUAUCCAUGUUUGAAAAGGGAAAGUCCAUCAAGAUUCUAGCAUGCUGGCAUGUUCUCUUCAUGUUUCUUUGCUUCCUUCUAACACUGUCUGCCUCAACUGUUACUGUGAAUGAUCAAGUUACAACUGAAGAUAGUGAAGCAAAUGCUUUGUUAAAGUGGAAACACAGCCUUGAAAAUCACAGCCAAGCUCUCUUAUCAACUUGGGCAGGUACUAAUAGUCCAUGCAAAUGGGAAGCAAUUCAGUGUGACAAAUCCAAGUCAGUCUCAACCAUUAAUCUUGCAAAUUAUGGACUGAAAGGUACACUCUUCUCUCUCAGUUUCUCCUCAUUCCCCAACCUCCUCAGCCUAAAUAUCUACAACAACUCAUUUUAUGGAACCAUACCCCCACAAGUUGGUAACAUGUCCAAAGUUAAUGUUCUGAACUUCUCUAUAAAUUCUUUUCACGGUUCUAUUCCUAAAGAAAUAUGGACAUUGAGGAGUUUGCAUAGGCUUGAUCUUUCCUUAUGCCAACUAAAUGGAGAUAUUCCUAAUUCCAUAGCAAACUUGUCCAACUUAUCAUAUCUAGAUUUGUCAAACAACAAAUUUUCUGGCUACAUUCCUCCUGAGGUUGGAAAAUUGAACAACUUGGAGUAUCUAGUUAUUGGAGCUAAUAAAUUUUUUGGUUCCAUUCCCCAAGAAAUUGGAAUGUUGACAAACCUUCAGCUCAUUGAUUUUUCAUUGAACUCUCUCUCUGGUACCAUCCCCAAAACAAUUGGUAACAUGAGCAAUUUAAAUCAACUUUACCUUCCUAAUAACAUCUUGUCUGGGCCAAUUCCACUCUCCUUAUGGAACAUGUCUAACUUGUCAUUGGCCUACAUUAAUCAUAAUAAUCUUUCUGGAUCAAUUCCUGUUUCCAUAGAAAACAUGAUUAAUUUGGAACAACUUGCCCUUGAUUACAACCAGCUUUCUGGAUCCAUUCCUUCCUCAGUUGGAAACUUGACAAAGCUCACUGUAUUAUACUUGGGGUUUAAUAAUUUUGCUGGAUCAAUUCCUGCUUCUAUAGGAAACCUGAACAAUUUGGAUGCCCUCAAUCUCCCAGGAAACAAUCUAUGUGGAUCCAUUCCUGCCAGUAUUGGGAAUUUGACAAGGCUCACUGUCCUUCAAUUGGCCACCAACAAACUUAAUGGUAGCAUUCCAAAGGAGUUAAAUAACUUUACCAACUGGAGUUCUUUUAUAAUAUCUGAGAAUGAUCUCAUUGGCCAUUUGCCAUCCCAAAUCUGCUUUGGUGGGUCACUACAGGUCUUUGCUGCUAAUAACAACCAUUUAAGGGGUCCUGUACCAAGAAGCUUGAAGAACUGCUCUAGUAUUGUUAGACUCAGGCUUGAGGGAAACCAAAUGGAAGGAGAUAUAGCACAAGAUUUUGGUGUAUAUCCAAAUUUGAAGUAUAUUGAUCUGAGUGACAACAAAUUUUAUGGCCACAUUUCAACAAACUGGGGGAAGUGCAUGAAUCUUGAUAGCUUCAUGAUAUCCAACAAUAAUCUAUCUGGUGGUAUACCAGUAGAACUUGUUGGUGCAACCAAACUAGGAAGGCUUCACCUUUCAUCCAAUCACUUGACAGGAAAGGUUCCAAAGGAACUCUGGAAUUUGAAAAGUUUAGUUGAACUCAAGAUCAGCAACAAUCAUUUUUCAGGAAACAUUCCCAGAGAAAUAGGAUUGCUACAGAAUCUUCAACACUUGGAUCUAGCAGGAAACCAGUUGAGUGGCACAAUACCAAACCAAGUUGUGAGCUUAUCCAAUUUACUUGAGUUGAAUUUGAGCAACAAUAAAAUAAAUGGAAGCAUUCCCUCUGAAUUUGGCCAAUUACAACCUCUUGAAUCUGUUGAUCUUAGUGGGAAUUUAUUGAGUGGAACAAUACCAACAGUGCUUGGAGAUUUGAAGCACUUGCAAUGGUUGAAUCUCUCACGCAAUAAUCUUUCUGGCACCAUUCCAUCCAGUUUUAACAGCAUGUCAAGCUUGAUUUCUGUCAACAUAUCAUACAACCAGUUAGAAGGGCCACUUCCUGAAAAUCAAGCCUUUCUUAAGGCUCCAAUUGAAUCAUUAAAAAAUAACAAAGGCUUGUGUGGAAAUGUCACAGGCUUGGUUCUUUGCCCAACCAACCACAGUGGAAAGAGCAACAAAGUCAUCCUAUUGGUAUUCCCUAUUUUGGGAGCAAUAAUACUAAUGUUUUGUGGGGUGGGAAUUUCAAUGUAUAUUCUUUGUAGAAGUAAAAGAAAGGAAGAAAGCCACUCUAGAGAAGUAGUACCCUUUUCCAUAUGGAGUUAUGAUGGGAAAAUAAUGUUUGAAAAUAUCAUUGAAGCUACAGAGAAUUUUCAUGACAAAUAUCUAAUUGGAAUGGGAAGUCAAGGAUAUGUUUACAAGGCUAUGUUACCAGCAGGCCUUGUUGUUGCUGUGAAAAAAUUUCAUUCGGUGACAGAUGAGGAAGAGUCAAAUUUCAGUUUAAAGGCUUUUAAAAGUGAGAUUCAAACCUUGACAGAAAUCAAACACAGGAACAUUGUAAAGCUUCAUGGUUUUUGUACUCAUUUACGGUUCUCAUUUUUGGUGUAUGAGUUCUUGGAAGGGGGUAGCUUGGAUCAAGUACUAAUCAAUGACACACAAGCAAUUGCAUUUGAGUGGAAAAAGAGGGUGAAUGUUGUUAAAGGAGUGGCCAAUGCUUUAUCCUAUAUGCAUCAUGAUUGUUCACCUCCUAUAGUUCAUCGUGACAUAUCAAGCAAGAAUGUUCUUCUAGAUCUUGAAUAUGAAGCUCAUGUCUCUGACUUUGGGACUGCUAAGUUUCUGAAGCCUAGUUCAAGUAGUUGGACCCCAUUUGCUGGUACCUUUGGAUAUGCUGCUCCAGAGCUGGCCCAGACAAUGGAAGUGACUGAGAAAUGUGAUGUUUAUAGUUUUGGAGUACUUGCUUUGGAAAUCAUUAUGGGAAAGCAUCCAGGAGAUCUUAUUUCUUCAUUUAUGUCACCAUCUACAUCACCAAUGGCUAAUGAUUUGCUAUUGAUUGAUGUCAUAGAUCAAAGGCCUCCUCAACCUUUGGAACCAAUUGAUGGUGAGGUGAUAUUGAUUACAAGGUUGGCAUUUGCUUGCUUGAGUGAAAGUCCACGUUCUCGACCAAGCAUGGAUCAAGUAUCUAAGGCACUUGUUAUAGGAAAAUCACCUUUAGUGGACCAGUUUCCCAUGAUUAGACUAGGACAACUAUACUGA
This is a messenger RNA of Gastrolobium bilobum, 3231 nucleotides long. Its product is annotated as MDIS1-interacting receptor like kinase 2-like. The coding region runs from base 1 to 3231 and encodes 1076 amino acids. The transcript is spliced from 2 exons. Gene Ontology annotation, biological process: protein phosphorylation. The record is from RefSeq and is a predicted model, not a curated record. NCBI's taxonomy places the organism in Eukaryota, Viridiplantae, Streptophyta, Magnoliopsida, Fabales, Fabaceae. Gene Ontology annotation, molecular function: protein kinase activity; ATP binding; protein binding.